Messenger RNA from Acanthamoeba castellanii str. Neff, 1107 nucleotides. RefSeq lists its product as uncharacterized. The transcript has 4 exons. NCBI's taxonomy places the organism in Eukaryota, Discosea, Longamoebia, Acanthamoebidae. The record is from RefSeq and is a predicted model, not a curated record. The coding region runs from base 1 to 1107 and encodes 368 amino acids.
AUGCGCUUGGCUCACGUCACUGGGCGUGCGUGUAGGCCGUCGUUUGACAAGUACUACAAGCAGCUGCACAAGCUGCACGACAUUAGCGCCGACGCCUUCGAGAUCAGCGAUCAGGAGAGCGAGGGCGAAUCCGAAGAUGAGAUGGCGCUCGAGGGUCUGAGCUACGAGGAGUGGCAGAUGAAGCGCAUCAAGGACGAGGUCAAGUCCUUCAUGAAGCAGCUCAUCACCGAGAGGAACGACGACUUCGAACUCGUGGCGAGGGCCAACACCGCGGCCUUCACCGAGCUCAAGGAGGCGUUCGACGGCGUUGGCAGCGAGGAGGAGUCGGACGACAGCGACGAAAGCUACGACAGCAGUGGCGACGGCGACGAUGGCGACCAAGACAACGAAGGCCACCUCGACCAGAAGAAGAAGAAGAAGCAGAAGGACUACCUGGAGAACGAACUGCUCUUCGCCGAGUCGGGGGAGGUGGGCCCCGGCCUCGACGUGGCCGCCGCCGCGCCACACCAGUUGCCCGUGUCGCACUACGUGGAGGUGCAGCAGCCCAGGAAUCCACCAACGACGAGCACGCCGACGAUCUCCUACGCAGAGCUCGGGCGGAGCCCCUCCACCGGCGGCGAGGCUUCGCCGCAGGCGGGCUCCCCGGUCGUUCCCUCAUCCGACUACGCGGUCCUCGCGUCGAGCAGUCAAAGAAGAGCGAACAAGAGAACGAAAGCGAAAACGAAGGAGACGACGAAGGCGAAGAGAGAUGGCGACCAUCCAGCACAGGCCCAGCAGCUGCCGGCCUCACAGUACGUGGAUCUCGGACUUAAAAAGGCGGCCGGUGGGCCACCACCAGAGCAGCCGCAGCAGCCGCUGCCGCAGGAGAAGAGCCAAGUCUUCGACUCGGCCUACAUCACCCUCGAGCCGCGCAACGCCGCCGACGCGACCAUCACCAUGACCGCCAAGGACUGGAAGGAGCGAGCCCAACGAGAGGGAGGCACAUCGGGAACGGGGGUGAGCCCCGGGAAGGUGGCGGGCAACGGCAACGGCUACGAGGAGAUCACCACACCGACCGGCGCGGCCAUCGGCCAUCGACCCCAGGACGCCGGCUACUACGGCCUCUGA